Molecule: messenger RNA, 414 nt
Organism: Ilex paraguariensis (yerba mate)
Lineage: Eukaryota; Viridiplantae; Streptophyta; Magnoliopsida; Aquifoliales; Aquifoliaceae
Source: the annotation of a GenBank genome assembly
UCAACCUUAAAACAACUUUUUCAAGAAUUCAUAAAUGGAGAUGACUCAAACUCUCAGCUGGCCACGGUAACGAUGCGAAUAAUGCAGGCUCUUCAAACAAAUUUGGAUGGGAAAUCUAAGCAGUAUAGAGAUCCUGGUCUUACUCACUUGUUUCUUAUGAACAACAUUCAUUAUAUGGUCAGAUCUGUGCGCAGGUUUGUCAUAAAGCACAUAUUUUCAGGUUACUUACUAAAAGAAUCUGCUUCUCUUGUAAUGCAUGGGAAUGCUGGAACUCUUAAUUUUGUUGUUUCUAGGUCUGAAGCCAAGGAUUUGCUAGGGGAUGACUGGGUGCAAAGACACCGGAGGAUUGUGCAGCAGCAUGCCAAUCAGUAUAAGAGGAUCGCUUGGGCAAAGUCCAUAUGUGAAUGUGGUUAA